Messenger RNA from Leishmania major strain Friedlin, 900 nucleotides. Its product is annotated as putative high mobility group protein homolog tdp-1. The record is from RefSeq and is a predicted model, not a curated record. The transcript has a single exon. Bases 1 to 900 code for a protein of 299 amino acids. NCBI's taxonomy places the organism in Eukaryota, Euglenozoa, Kinetoplastea, Trypanosomatida, Trypanosomatidae.
AUGUCCGCUUUGCCCAACGGUUCCAUCCCAGCCGACUUAGAGAAGUCGAUGCUGGAGAUCAUGCACGAUGUCGGUCUCAGCACGCUGAGCAAGAACACUUUGCGCCGGCGUCUCGAGGCCAAGUACAAGAUGGACUUUACGCCUCUCACUGCAGAGGUGGACCGGUUAGUGGGCAAGCUGAUGACCACCCCUGAGAUUCAGCGGGAGCUGGCCAAGAUUCAGAAGGAGAAGGAGGACGCCAGCGCCCGCCGCUUGAAGCGUGAGCGCAGCCCCAGCAGAGCCAAGAAAUCCAAGAAAGACAAGGAAAGUGCGCGCGGGAAGAAGGAGAAAAAACCGGACGAUUACCCGAAAGGUGCCCUCUCUCCGUACAUCAUCUUCGUGAACGAGAAUCGUGAGAAGUUAAAGGCGAAGCACCCUGAUAUGAAGAACACCGAUCUCCUCUCAGAGAUGGGCAACUUGUGGAAAAAAGUUUCCGAGGAGGAGAAGAGCCGCUAUCAGAAGCUCGCAGAUGAGGACAAGCUGCGUUACGAUCGCGAGAUGGCGGCUUACAUCGCUCGUGGCGGUGCUGUCUUCAAGCGCGGCGGCAAGAAGGCCAAGAAGGAGAAGGACCCGAAAGCACCGAAACGUGCUCUGACCGCGUACUUCUUCUUUGCCAGCGACUACCGCGCCAAGCACGCCAACAUCCCCGCGAAGCAGCAGAUGAGCGAGGCCGGCGCGGCGUGGGGUAAGAUGUCCGCAGAGGAGAAGAAGCCGUACGAGGAGCUGGCUGCCAAAGACAAGAAGCGGUACGAGGCGGAAUGCUCAGGUCGCGGCUCAAAGCCGUCUCAGCCGAAGGCUGCCGACUCUGCGUCGUCGUCUUCGGCAGACUCGAGCAGCAGCGACUCGGAUGAGAGCGACUAG